AUGUCACCAGUUCAUAUAGCUGAGCAGUCUUCUGUUGUGCAUACGGACUUCCGUUUCUUUAUCCACUCCUCUGGUUUUAGACCCCAGCCACUUGGAAACAAGUUUACUGAGAAAAUAAAGGGCCAAAAGUUAGAAACAUGUUCACAUUCAGACAUAGAAAUUCAGAAUGGUUUUUUUACUGAAGCUACUACUCACUAUCCCUUAAAUAAACAAGCAGAAUACAAGUGCAAACCAGGAUUUGCAACAGCAAAUGGUGAAACUUCAGGAACAAUUACCUGUCAGCAAACUGGAUGGUCAGCUCAACCUAAAUGCUUUAAAUCUUGUGAUAGGCCGGGAUUUGAGAAUGCUCUAAUUAAAAGAAUUGGUGCACGGUUUAUGCUCAAUGACCAGCUGGAGUAUCAAUGCAAACCUGGCUAUGAAACCAAAGCAGGAAGGACCAGUGGUUCCAUAGUGUGUGAGCAAAACGGUUGGUCUGAUCAACCUGUAUGUCUUGAAAAAGAAUGCACUGUCCCGAAUUUAGACGAAAACAUAUUGGCUACUCCCUCAAAAGAAAAAUAUAGAAUUGGAGAGGUGUUGAAAUUCUCUUGUAGAAAUAAAUUUGAGAGAGUUGGACCAGAUUCAAUUCAGUGCUAUCGCUUUGGAUGGUCUCCUAAUCCUCCAACAUGUAGAGAUCAUGUUAAACGUUGUGGUUCCCCGCCUUCACUUUUGAAUGGAAGAUUGACAGAAGUGGAGAGAGAAGCCUAUGAACACAGUGCCGUGGUGGAAUAUGUUUGUGAUCCUCGGUUUCUGAUGAAAGGUUCUAGGAAGAUUCAGUGUGUUGAUGGAAAUUGGACACCUCUGCCUAUAUGCAUUGCGGAGCAGAGUACAUGCCGAGAUAAGCCUGAACUUGAGAAUGGCUUUGCUGAUUCCUCUGCUCCUCUUUAUUAUCAUGGAGAGUCAAUCGAGUUCAAAUGCACGGAUGGAUUCACAAUGAUUGGAGAGAAAUCAGUUACAUGUUUCCGUGGAAGAUGGACCCAACUUCCUAAGUGCAUCGCAAGAAAUAAACUUAAGACGUGUAGAAAAGAAAAAUUGAUUUCAUCUCAUUCUUUUAAGAAUAACUUUAAUCACAAUGACAAUGUAAAUUACACAUGUAAUAGUAAAUCAGAAAUAAAAUUCUCAACUUGCAUAAAUGGAAACUGGGAUCCUGAAAUAAACUGCAAAGGUCAAACAAUACAGGUCUGCCCACCCCCACCUCAGAUUCCUAAUAGUCAAAUUAUGACGACCACAGUCAAUUACCAGGAUGGAGAAAGAAUAUCAAUUCUCUGCCAAGAAAAUUAUCUAAUUCAGGAAUCAGAAGAAAUGGAGUGCAAAAAUGGAACCUGGCAGUCAAUACCACGCUGUGUAGACGCUGUAGGAAAUUGUGGUCCCCCUCCACCUAUAGCAAAUGGAGAUACUAUUUCACUGCAACUUAAGGAAUAUGUUCCAGAAUCAAGAGUUGAUUACCAAUGCCAAUCCCUUUAUAGACUUGAAGGACACAGGACAAUAAUAUGCCGCAAUGGACAGUGGUCAGAACCACCCAAAUGCAUCAGUCCCUGUGUAAUAUCAGAAGACAUCUUACAUGAACAUAAUAUAGCAUUCCGAUGGGCGAAUAAAAGGAAGGUUUAUGCUGAGUCAGGGGACAUUGUUGAAUUUGAUUGUAAACCGGGAUAUCAUAGAGUGUCACCAUCUGAAACAUUUCGAACAACCUGUCGAGAUGGAAAAAUAGCAUUUCCCACUUGUGGGUAAAUUAAUGUUUCUAGUGCAGUCAGAAACUUAAGAUAUAUACAUUUGUUUUGAAUAUUCGUUUAUAAUCCAUUCAUCUCAACUUAUUCUUAAUGUUUAAACUUUAUUCAUAGUUAGCAAGCUAGGUACACAUUAUGUGGAUGAAGCAGUUUUAAUCUGAGAGA
Messenger RNA from Sorex araneus (European shrew), 1925 nucleotides. Its product is annotated as complement factor H-related protein 5-like. Bases 1 to 1764 code for a protein of 587 amino acids. Lineage: Eukaryota; Metazoa; Chordata; Mammalia; Eulipotyphla; Soricidae. The record is from RefSeq and is a predicted model, not a curated record. The transcript has 11 exons.